This is a messenger RNA of Daldinia childiae, 1080 nucleotides long. RefSeq names its product Guanine nucleotide-binding protein subunit beta. The transcript has 5 exons. The coding region runs from base 1 to 1080 and encodes 359 amino acids. The record is from RefSeq and is a predicted model, not a curated record. Gene Ontology annotation, biological process: G protein-coupled receptor signaling pathway. NCBI's taxonomy places the organism in Eukaryota, Fungi, Ascomycota, Sordariomycetes, Xylariales, Hypoxylaceae. Gene Ontology annotation, cellular component: cytoplasm; heterotrimeric G-protein complex. Gene Ontology annotation, molecular function: protein binding; signaling receptor complex adaptor activity.
AUGGACUCGCAACGUCCGAACGAUGUGUCGCCCGAGGCCAUGCAGGCGCGCAUUCAGCAGGCGCGACGCGAGGCUGAGAACUUGAAGGAUAGGAUCAAGCGAAAGAAGGAUGAAUUAGCCGAUACUACUCUCCGCGCCGUGGCACAGCAAUCUCACGAAGCAAUUCCCCGAAAUCAAUUAAUGAAGACAAAGAGGACACUAAAGGGACACUUGGCGAAGAUAUACGCCAUGCACUGGUCGACCGACCGAAGACAUCUAGUAUCAGCUUCACAAGAUGGCAAGUUAAUCAUUUGGGAUGCGUAUACGACGAACAAAGUCCACGCCAUCCCCUUACGGUCAUCAUGGGUUAUGACCUGCGCUUACGCACCGAGCGGCAAUUACGUUGCCUGCGGUGGUCUCGAUAACAUCUGCUCCAUCUAUAAUCUCAACCAGAACCGAGAUGGACCGACACGCGUAGCUCGUGAGCUAUCUGGUCAUGCUGGUUAUCUAUCUUGCUGCCGAUUCAUUAACGACCGGAGCAUCCUUACUUCGUCUGGUGACAUGACUUGCAUGAAGUGGGAUAUCGAGACCGGAACAAAGGUUAUGGAAUUUGCCGACCAUCUAGGCGAUGUCAUGAGCAUUAGUCUAAACCCUACGAAUCAAAACACUUUCAUAUCCGGCGCUUGCGACGCAUUCGCGAAGCUAUGGGAUAUCCGUGCCGGCAAGGCCGUGCAGACAUUCGCUGGUCACGAGUCUGAUAUCAAUGCCAUCCAAUUCUUCCCAGAUGGCCAUUCAUUUGUAACAGGAUCCGACGACGCGACGUGCAGACUGUUUGAUAUUCGAGCAGAUAGGGAACUCAAUCUCUACGGGUCUGAAUCCAUUCUAUGUGGUAUCACGUCUGUCGCCACUUCUGUUUCUGGUCGCCUACUGUUCGCUGGAUAUGAUGACUUCGAAUGCAAGGUAUGGGAUGUCACCAGAGGAGAGAAGGUCGGAUCUCUCGUAGGUCACGAGAACCGUGUCAGCUGUCUGGGCGUUAGCAACGACGGUAUCAGCCUGUGCACCGGCUCUUGGGACUCUGUGCUCAAAAUCUGGGCAUACUAG